Messenger RNA from Ctenocephalides felis (cat flea), 1439 nucleotides. RefSeq names its product CD151 antigen-like. Lineage: Eukaryota; Metazoa; Arthropoda; Insecta; Siphonaptera; Pulicidae. The transcript is spliced from 7 exons. Gene Ontology annotation, cellular component: membrane. Bases 590 to 1351 code for a protein of 253 amino acids. The record is from RefSeq and is a predicted model, not a curated record.
GCUGGAGCGAAGUGACCUUCCGAAAAUUCAAUAUUAUGUACUUUGUUGCUAUUAGUAGAUAGUUGAAAGCGGCGCGUGAUAUACGCCAAAUGCAUGGCAUUUGCGGGAAAAACGAAUUUUCUCACCUGUUAUGGGUGAAAUAGAUUUUUGGGAAUGAAUGCGAAAUGGGAAAAUUUUCGUUGAGUGAAAUUAUAGUUUUCAGUUCCAAGUGUCAAGGGUGAUUUCUGAGGUUAAUUGUUGCAAGUGGUGUUAUGGACAAGUAACUGUUGAGCAUGUAUUAAAGAAAAUUUAUUACUGGCGGCGCUAAGUUAUUAAUUGAUGCUAAAGAUACAAUCAGAAGAGGAAGCGAAUAAAUGAUUAGAUUACGUAAUUCUGACUGACUAUUCAGAACAGAUAAGUUAAAUUUGACUAAUGAAUGGUUUUGGAAACGUCACAGCCGAAGGGAUUACGGGAAUCGUUCGAAUUUGUGAAGAAGAAUUAAAAAACAUUGUUAAUAGCCAUUGAAGCCAGAAACUAGAAAAUCGGCCCAAAAAAUUUCCAUUUAUCCUAAAAAAUGUAGAUCUUUCGGGCAAUUAUUUCAAGAAGAGGAAUGGCUCCGCGGAGCAGAAAAUCACGCGACGCCGGCUGCUGCAGCGUCAAUUUCUUGAAAUGUGCGCUGCAAAUAUUCAACUUUUUGUGCCUGGUAUCCGGCCUAGCUGUUUUUGGAGUGGCUCUGUGGACUUUACUGAACGACCGCGAUAGUUUUAUUCUUGGUGCGUGUGCUGGUAGUGAGAUGAUGGCCAGGGUUCUAGCUUCUGCUGGCCUUUUGGCAUUCGUUGGCGGUUUCAUAGGCUGCUGUGCGGUUUGUAAAGAACACAGGGGAGGCAUCGUUUUUUGCACAUUUUUGUUAUUGCUAGUGUUUUUACUGCAAGCAACUGUAGGAAUUAUAAGUACUAUUUACAAAGAACAGGUGAGCGCUGAGCUAAAUGCAUCUUUGCCCACUACGUUCAUCGAAAAGUACCAAAUUGACGAAGCUCAAACUAAAGCCAUCGACUCAGUGCAGAGAGAGUUGAAAUGCUGUGGAGCUAAUAGUUUCGAAGAUUGGAGAAGAAGUGCAUGGUUGAUGCAUACGCCAUUAGAGAAGCGACUUGUACCAGAUUCAUGUUGUAAAACAGAAAUACCAAUGUGUGGGAAAAGUGACCAUCCCAGCAAUAUUCCUUAUACGGGUUGUAUACACAGUAUGACUGAUAGAUUGGAGCAUCAACUUUGGCUUUUAGGAGCAGUAGGCCUGGGAAUGUGCGCUUUGCCCGUAUUUGGAAUGAUAUUCAACUGUUGCCUUUAUAUAAAAUUGAAAGAUUUUAUUGACGAUUGAAAAAAAUUAUUUGAAAUUAUUUUAACGUACAAAUGAGGAGAAAUUUGCUUAUACCAAAGCUGAAUAUUGUAAAAAACAUUUAUUGUAU